This is a messenger RNA of Galeopterus variegatus (Sunda flying lemur), 2639 nucleotides long. RefSeq names its product rhotekin (gene RTKN). Gene Ontology annotation, biological process: signal transduction; mitotic cytokinesis; actomyosin contractile ring assembly. Gene Ontology annotation, cellular component: actomyosin contractile ring. NCBI's taxonomy places the organism in Eukaryota, Metazoa, Chordata, Mammalia, Dermoptera, Cynocephalidae. The coding region runs from base 136 to 2271 and encodes 711 amino acids. The record is from RefSeq and is a predicted model, not a curated record. The transcript has 12 exons.
GUCCCACUCCCUGGGCUCACUCUCCCCUCAAGUCCUCAGCUCCGCAGCUCUUCUUCCUAACUUUCUCGGACUAAUCCCGAACUCCUUUCAGAAACCUCCAACCUCCUGACAACCUCACAACUCUGUAGAAGCUGCAUGUGGCGUCCUUUCCCUGCCCCCUUCCAGCUGUGCCUGCCCCUCACUGCCCUCUUGGCACACAGAUUCUCUGUCCACAAGGCGAGGGAUGUGGGCGGGGGCUGGGGAGGGGCCAGAGUCCCAAUGAAAGGGCCUUUUUCUUUCACAGCUGGGAGAACAGCUGCUACCAAAGCAAGACUGGACACUCUGUGCCCAGAGCCCCCUCUGCAGCUGACCUCCCCUCCUGGGACCCCACACAUCCUCACCUUGCUUUCCUUUUCUUCCCUGCCUGGCUCCCACCAGGGCCUUGAAACAGCAUUAGGGGAGGAAAAUUUGUCACAGCAGCCAGAGGGGUCUAACAGGAGUGCAGAGGGGCAGAGGGCAGAAGACCUGGCCACCUUUCAAGACCGAGGGAGCAGUGGGAGGAGGAAUUGUGGGACAGCGUGGUGCCUACCUGCUCCCUCUCUGGAGGGGUCAACAAGGGAAGGGGCACUGGGGGGUACAGAGAUGCAGGACAGAUUGCAUAUCCUGGAGGACCUGAAUAUGCUCUACAUUCGGCAGAUGGCACUCAGCCUGGAGGACACAGAGUUGCAGAGGAAGCUAGACCAUGAGAUCCGGAUGAGGGAAGGGGCCUGCAAGCUACUGGCAGCCUGCUCCCAGCGAGAGCAGGCUCUGGAGGCCACCAAGAGCCUGCUGGUGUGCAACAGCCGCAUCCUCAGCUACAUGGGCGAGCUGCAGCGACGCAAGGAGGCGCAGGUGCUGGGGAAGACAGUCCGGCGGCCUUCUGACAGCAGGCCACCUGCUGAGCGCUCCCCCUGCCGUGGCCAGGUCUGCAUCUCUGACCUCCGGAUUCCUCUCAUGUGGAAGGACACAGAAUAUUUCAAGAACAAAGGUGACCUGCAUCGCUGGGCUGUGUUCCUGCUGCUGCAGCUAGGGGAACACAUUCAGGACACAGAGAUGAUCCUGGUAGACAGGACCCUCACAGACAUCUCCUUUCAGAACAAUGUGCUCUUCACAGACGCAGGACCAGACUUUGAACUGCGGCUGGAGCUGUAUGGGGCCUGUGUGGAAGAAGAGGGGGCUCUGGCUGGUGCCCCUAAGAGGCUUGCCACCAAACUCAGCAGCUCUCUGGGCCGCUCUUCGGGGAGGCGUGUCCGGGCCACGCUGGACAGUGCUGGGGGCUCGGGGAGCAGUCCCAUCCUGCUCCCCACCCCGGCUGUGGGUGGUCCUCGUUACCACCUCUUGGCUCACACCACGCUCACCCUGGCAGCAGUGCAAGAUGGGUUCCGCACACAUGACCUCACCCUUGCCAGUCAUGAGGAGAACCCUGCCUGGCUGCCCCUUUAUGGUAGCGUGUGUUGCCGCCUGGCAGCUCAGCCUCUCUGCAUGACUCAGCCCACUGCAAGUGGUACCCUCAGGGUGCAGCAAGCUGGGGAGCUGCAGAACUGGGCACGAGUGCAUGGAGUACUGAAAGGCACAAACCUCUUCUGUUACCAGCGACCUGAGGAUGCAGACACUGGGGAACAGCCGCUGUUUACUAUUGCAAUCAACAAGGAGACUCGAGUCCGUGCAGGGGAGCUAGACCAGGCCUCAGGACGGCCCUUCACCCUAAGCAUCAGUAACCAGUAUGGGGAUGACAAGGUGACGCACACCCUUCAGACAGAAAGUCGGGAAGCCCUGCAGAGCUGGAUGGAGGCUCUGUGGCAGCUCUUCUUUGACAUGAGCCAGUGGAAGCAAUGCUGUGAUGAACUCAUGAAAAUUGAAACUCCUGUUCUCCGGAAACCGCCCCAAGCACUGGCCAAGCAGGGGUCCUUGUACCAUGAGAUGGCAAUUGACCCACUGGAUGACAUCGCAGCAGUGACAGACAUCCUGGCCCAGCGGGAGGGCACAAGGCUGGAGACUCCCCCACCCUGGCUAGCAAUGUUUACAGACCAAUCUGCCUUGCCUAGCCCCUGCUCGCCUGCUUCAGUGGCUCCAGCCUGGACCCACCCCCUGCCCUGGGGGAGACCCCGAACCUUUUCCCUGGAUGCUGUCCCUCCAGACCACUCCCCUGGGGCUUCUCGCUCGGUUGCUCCUCUCCCCCCGCAGCGAUCCCCACGGUCCAGAGGCUUCUGCAGCAAAGGCCCACCCCGCACUUGGCUCCAGUCACCAGUGUGAGAGAAAAAGGUGUUGACAACAGGAUCUGGCCAGAAGAGAAAAUGACCCAUGUGCAAUUGGGCUGUGGAUAUGGCACUGUGUGUAUCAAGUUGGCCAGCUUGGCUUCCUCUUCCUCUGCUGGACUGGGGGUAGACUGGGGAGGUGGGAGCAGAAGCCCCUCUUAAGUUGUGGUUGCCAUGGUACUGAGAGACUCAUUCCCAGGGCUGGCUGGGAUCCCCUAAACCCUUCCUGGGAGAAAACUGGAACCAACCCUGCCCUAACUCCCUGCACUAACCAGCUUUGAGGAUGGCACUGAAGAGCCCUGAGAGGGAAUGUACCUCCCUUGUGACUCCCACAUCAAUCAUUAAAGUUAUUUAACAUUAACAGCA